UUUGGUAACACUUUCGUAAGCGCACUGAUCAUUAUAGCUCCUCCCUUGGUGAUCUUCUGUCGAGUGGCGAGUAUAUAUACAGACAGUAAUAAGAGAUGGAUAUGAUGCUCUAUUUCUUGACUCCGCAUCUGUCACGCAUUGUCUUCCUAUUCAUAAGAUGUCGUAUGUUGCAAUCACCGGGAAGACACAUGUGGAAGAGCCACUGCAAUGCCACAAUAUAGCAGUGGUAAAGAAUAACGAGUUUCAUUUAGUUCAAGUCAAUGGUACAUGGAAACGCAAAACGGUAAAGAAUUUUAAUAAAAACUUGAAAGGUCGAGUAUCAGCUGCCAAAAUCUAUGAGAGCACCACGGAGCAAGGCACCUCCUGGACAGUGAUCAGUCCCAUCGUCUUCACCUACAAGGUGAUUGAGUCCCUGGGCCUGCUGGACCCCAGCAACGACACCCUGCUCCUGGGCCACAUCAGGGACCCCCAGCAGCAGGAGGCCCUGAGGAGCAGCAUCAGCACCAAGCCCCUGAGGCGCUUCGUGGUCAUGGACCAGACCGUCUACAACCUCUAUGGCUGCCAGCUCACAGACUACUUUGAGGCUCGUAAUGUUCUCUACAGGAUCCUGCCCUUGACCACCACAGAGGAAAACAAGUCCAUGGAGCUGGUGAUGAAGAUCCUGGAGGAGGUCCAUAAGUUCUCCCUGGACAGACGCACAGAGCCCAUUAUUGCUAUUGGUGGAGGGGUCUGCCUGGACAUCGUGGGCCUGGCGGCUUCCCUCUACAGGAGACGCACCCCCUACAUCCGUGUCCCUACCACCCUCCUCUCCUAUGUCGACGCCAGCGUGGGGGCAAAGACUGGGGUGAACUUUGCCAACUGUAAAAAUAAGCUGGGUGGCUACAUCCCCCCGGUGGCUGCUUUCCUAGACCUGUCCUUCAUUCAAACGGUUUCCCGAAGACACAUCUCCAAUGGGCUGGCCGAAAUGUUAAAGAUGGCCUUGAUGAAACACAGAGAUCUCUUUGAGCUGUUGGAGACCCACGGUCCGUUCCUGUUGGACUCCAAGUUCCAGUCUGACAGCGGUCUUCAUGGGGACAACAAAGACGCUGCCUCCGUGUCCACGCGCGUGGCCAUAGAAGCCAUGCUAGAGGAGCUGGCCCCCAACCUGUGGGAGGACGAUUUGGACAGACUGGUAGACUUUGGUCACAUUAUCAGCCCAGAGCUGGAAAUGAAGGUGCUCCCGUCCUUGCUGCACGGAGAGGCGGUCAACAUCGAUAUGUCCUACAUGGUGUAUGUGGCCCAUGAGAGAGGCCUCAUGACAGAGGAAGAAAAGCUGCGGAUUAUAGGCUGCAUGGUGGGGCUGGAGCUGCCUGUGUGGCAUCAGGACGUUACUUUGGCACUGGUGCAGCACUCACUUUGUGAGAGGCUGAAGCACUCUGGUGGACUGGUCAGGAUGCCUCUACCCAUUGGCCUAGGGCACGCAGAGAUCUUCAAUGACACGGGUGAUGAAAGCCUGUACAGAGCGUUUGAGAAGUGGUGUGAUGAGCAGCGACUACAGUGACCUGAACUGGUCACAAAGACUUUGUAUUGCUGUAGAUGAUUUAUGUUGAAUGAUUGAAAUGAUUGGAACAAGGAUGUGUCAUUUCUGCAUGACACUUUGGCCCAGAUAUCUGGAAUGCUCAACCAUUUUUCCAUAGUUGUAGAUGAUAUUUGUUGGUGCUGUUGAUUUUUCAGAUUGACUUGAUUUGAUUGGAAAUAGCAUGUCCUGUCUUGUCAUAUUGAACAAAAUCAACCCCACAGUUUUAUUACUAUGUUACAAAAAGGGAUUUUCAUCAAAACUGUAUGUUUUAUGACUUUGUAUUGCUAUUGAUGUCACUUUUUCGUCUCCAUUAAAUCAUUUUUAAGACCUUAAA
Molecule: messenger RNA, 1892 nt
Organism: Oncorhynchus mykiss (rainbow trout)
Lineage: Eukaryota; Metazoa; Chordata; Actinopteri; Salmoniformes; Salmonidae
Biological process (GO): antibiotic biosynthetic process
Molecular function (GO): 3-dehydroquinate synthase activity
Source: RefSeq, a predicted model, not a curated record